Cyphomyrmex costatus is the source of this 678-nucleotide messenger RNA. RefSeq lists its product as uncharacterized. The transcript has a single exon. Lineage: Eukaryota; Metazoa; Arthropoda; Insecta; Hymenoptera; Formicidae. The coding region runs from base 1 to 678 and encodes 225 amino acids. The record is from RefSeq and is a predicted model, not a curated record.
AUGUACUACAAUUAUAAAGGCACUCACAGUUUGGUAUUAAUGGCUAUCGCUGAUGCAAAUUAUCGGAUCUCAUUACUGGACAUUGGUGCACCAGGACGGCGUAGUGACGGUGGAGUAUUUUAUGCUAGCGAGAUCGGUCAGCGAUUACAAAAUGGUACGCUAACAAUUCCUCCACCAAGACCUGUGGAACUUGGUGGUCAGGAUUUACCAUUUGUUUUAGUCGGUGAUGAAGCGUUUCCGUUAACGCGAUACAUGAUGAUGCCAUAUUCUAGAAGUGGCAAGCUCAAUAGACGCAAAAAUAUAUUUAACUAUCGUUUAAGUCGAGCUCGCAGAAUCGUGGGAAAUGUAUUUGGGAUACUCUGUGCAAGAAUGCGAAUAUUUCGCAAACCGAUAAUUGCCAGCAUAUCUACUGCCAUUAGAAUAAUCAAAGCGGCAACGUGUCUACAUAAUUUCAUAAUAUCAGAGGAACUGGAGCAAUCACAUGCGGAAAGAAGAUAUAUGACAUUAAAUGCAUUUGAACGAGAAUUGCGUGUUACAGGCAUGGAAGAUGCAGGAACGUUUGAUAGAAACAGACCAACGAAAAGUAGUUCUCAAAUAAGAGAUGAUUUUGCAAAAUUUUUUGAAACCACGGGUGCGGUUCCAUGGCAGUGGGAGAAAAUUCUACAGAAUAAUUUUUAA